UGGGGGAGGACAGGGUAGCGGCGGGCGGAACGGUGUCUCCUUCAGUUCGCCCUCCAGCCGCGGCAGCCGCAGCCCGACCGCGAGCGAGCCGAGCGGCCUCAGCGGCGAGCGGAGCGGCGGCGGCCCUCCUCAGGAGACCACCAGAUCGCUUCUUCCCCCGGCCUCGCCAUGGCGACCUACGAGCAGACCUGCGCGCGGCCAAUGUGUAUUCCUCCAUCAUAUGCUGACCUUGGCAAAGCUGCCAGAGAUAUUUUCAACAAAGGAUUUGGUUUUGGAUUGGUGAAACUGGAUGUGAAAACAAAGUCAUGCAGUGGCGUGGAAUUCUCAACAUCUGGUUCAUCUAAUACAGACACUGGUAAAGUUACUGGGACCUUGGAGACCAAAUAUAAAUGGUGUGAGUAUGGUCUGACUUUCACAGAAAAAUGGAACACUGAUAACACUCUGGGAACAGAAAUUGCAAUUGAAGACCAGAUUUGUCAAGGUUUGAAACUGACAUUUGAUACUACCUUCUCACCAAACACAGGAAAGAAAAGUGGUAAAAUCAAGUCCUCUUACAAGAGGGAGUGUAUAAACCUUGGUUGUGAUGUUGACUUUGAUUUUGCUGGACCUGCAAUCCAUGGUUCAGCUGUCUUUGGUUAUGAGGGCUGGCUUGCUGGUUACCAGAUGACCUUUGACAGUGCCAAAUCAAAGCUGACAAGGAAUAACUUUGCAGUGGGCUACAGGACUGGGGACUUCCAGCUACACACUAAUGUCAAUGAUGGGACAGAAUUUGGAGGAUCAAUUUAUCAGAAAGUAUGUGAAGAUCUUGACACUUCAGUAAACCUUGCUUGGACAUCAGGUACCAACUGUACUCGUUUUGGGAUUGCAGCUAAAUAUCAGUUGGAUCCCACUGCUUCCAUUUCUGCAAAAGUCAACAACUCUAGUUUAAUUGGAGUGGGCUACACUCAGACUCUGAGGCCUGGUGUGAAGCUUACGCUGUCUGCCCUGGUAGAUGGGAAGAGCAUUAAUGCUGGAGGCCACAAACUUGGGCUUGCCCUGGAGUUGGAGGCUUAAUCCAGCUGAAAGAAAUCUCUGGGAAUGGAUAUCAGAUUUGGCCUUAAUAUAUUUCCAUUGUGACCAGCAGGCUUUUUUUCCCCCUCGAGAAGGUGAUCAAAACAAAGGAUGAUCUAAACAAGAGCUGUAUUUUAAAUAUUUAGACAGUUAUUUGUUAGCUUGUUUCUAGUUGAAUUGGUUAUCUGUCUAGUUACCAAUGCUGCAGUUGUGCAGUCACCUAUACAUUAUUUAAUGUAUUUAACUGUUUAAUGCGCUACCCACCGAUAAUGAAAUAGACCUUUAUGAAAACUGUGCAGUUGUGUGCAUGUUUGUUUUUAUGUUCCUUUUAACACUGAAUAUUGCCAUUGAAUGAGAUGGAUCAGUGGAUGUUUUAAGAUGAGGUUAGUUUUUGUUAAAUUCAGCCAUCCUUAGAAUUACUUUUGGUAUCCCAGAACAUUAUAAAAUAUGGAUAAAACUAGUAUACAUAAUUAAUGGUUCCAAGUAUUUGCAGAGUUAAUAAUUUGCCAGCUAGGGUCAGAUCUCCCAGGUAUCUAGCUAACUUUAUUUUUCCGGUGAGCAUUUUGCUCUUUACUUAAAUGUGUGCCAUGAAGUCCUCUGUGUCUCUAAAAUAAUUCCAUGAGCUUUUAAAGACUACAAUAAAAUAAGAGGAUACAUGCUUUUACA
Cynocephalus volans (Philippine flying lemur) is the source of this 1716-nucleotide messenger RNA. RefSeq names its product voltage dependent anion channel 2 (gene VDAC2). Gene Ontology annotation, cellular component: mitochondrial outer membrane. Gene Ontology annotation, molecular function: voltage-gated monoatomic anion channel activity. The coding region runs from base 169 to 1053 and encodes 294 amino acids. The record is from RefSeq and is a predicted model, not a curated record. The transcript has 10 exons. NCBI's taxonomy places the organism in Eukaryota, Metazoa, Chordata, Mammalia, Dermoptera, Cynocephalidae. Gene Ontology annotation, biological process: monoatomic anion transmembrane transport.